AUGAGGCAUCUUCGAAAUAGAAUAACGAAAAGGGAUAUAAACGAAGAAGUAAAAAGAACGUUAAGAUCUGGAACAGUUACAACAAAUGUGGUAUCAACAGAAACAGGAUCUCUAGAAAGAAAGAGGAGCUUACGGAAUAAUCGCACUAAACCAUUAAACAAGAAAGAAACGCAAGAACCAACGCGGCAGCUUCAAAUAGAUAAUACCGAUGACCUAGCUUCAAAUUCAACCCGCGAGGACGCCAUGGAAUAUCUUUCAAGACAUUCUCUAAAAAGAAAUAUUGCAGAAGAAUCUAGUUCACAAUCACCUAAACUUUGGGAACUUCCACAUAAUAGAUAUGAAGCUAACCAAUUAAAUCCAAAUAUCGAAUUUCAAUAUAGUAGAGAGAUAACAUAUGAAUCCAGGUAUACUCAAUGUUUACAAUCAGUGAAAAUUAAAUAUGAUCCUGAAAAAUUUUUGAAUUUUAAAAGGUUAAUGAACAAUGAGUUUGUGGUUCAAGAUAACAAUAAACAUAGAAUUCCCCAGAGAUACACCAAGAUAGAUUCUGAAUUUCGUGAUAUUCUCUAUAAAUCCAUAUAUUCUAAAAAGAAAGACUACUCCAUAGAUCACACAAAGCCCGAAAAGAACGAUCGUAAGUUAUUUACCAGUACCUUCGUUAGAUCUAGGGCAUCAAAGUAUAUCAAUAGUAAUGUAUUAUCAAGCUAUACUUUUGAUUUUAAACGGGCAACGAAAAGUUCCCCCUUCACUAAGAAAUCACUAGUAAAAGCAAUCUGUAUUAAUAAUAAUGAAAUUAAGACCCUUUUCCCAAGUCCCUAUCCCGAACAUAUUAAUAAUGAAUCCAUAAUUUUUAUUUGUGAAAAUUGUUUAUCGUAUUGCUCUUCGAGGUUUAAAUAUUGGCGUCAUAAACAAAAAUGUACAUCACAUUCUACUCCUCCAGGGUCUGUUGUGUACUGUGAUCAAUCGAUUAGACUAUUUGAAAUAGAUGGACGAGAAAACCAAACAUAUUGUCGAAAUCUUUGUCUGCUCUCUAUGCUUUUUCUUAGAUCAAAGACAUUGUUUUAUGAAGUCGAUCCAUUUAUUUUUUAUGUAUUGUAUUCUGGGAAUCAAUUAGUUGGAUAUUUUUCCAAAGAAAAAUUAAAUUCAACUGGUUAUAACCUUAGUUGUAUUCUUACACUACCAACCUUCAGAAGACAAGGUUUCGGAAAUUUAUUAAUGGAAUUCUCAUAUCUCUUAUCAAGGAGAGAAUUCAAGGUUGGUACGCCGGAGAAACCUCUAUCUGAUUUAGGACUACUUACUUAUAGAUAUUAUUGGAAAUGCAAAAUAGCGGAAACGUUAUUAAUGCUCCGCAACAUAAAUUCCGUUAAUGAUGAAUCAAUUAAUAUUUCAUUGGAGGAGCUGUCUCAUAUUACUGGUUUUACGACGACAGAUGUGGUUUUCGGUCUAGAGCAACUAGAUGUUCUAUUCACAACAACUGAUAAAACAAAAUUUAUUAUUGCAAUUAGAGAUUGGUCUUAUAUUGAACGUGUGAAUGAAAAAUGGAGACAUAAAAUGAUAUGGCAUAUUAAUAUGGAGAAAUUAUUAUGGAAACCUCUGAUAUUUGGUCCCUCUGGCGGAAUAAAUGCCACCAAUAACAAUAUCAAUAUUGAUUUACAGAGCAAUAAACUUGCAAAAUCAAGUGGGAGUAUCAACGGCAAUAACUUGGAUACAUUUAAUGGACAUAUGGCGGUAGUCGUAGACUAUAUGACGAACGACAUAGCAGAUACACGAGAUAUGGAGCGCAUUGCACUUGAUAACAUUAAUAACAGAAUAUCCUCUUCAACAAAUCUUCCCCACAGCAAUAUAACUUCUAAUGAACAAUGGUAUUCUUGUUUAAUAAAACCAUUAGCACCUGGUACAAAACCCAAACCACAUUCCAUAAAUCUCGCUCAUACACGCCCAAUAAAGGAACCUAUUUCCUCUGGAAAUGAAGAUAAAGAUGAAAUUGCAGACGAUGAAGAGGAGACCUCAACCUUAGAAAAUAUAGACAACUCCAGUAGCAAUGAUGAAGAUUACAACACAUGUGAUGAAAAUACAAACAAUGAUGAUGACGAUGACGACGACGAAAAUGGAAUGGAUGAAUAUGACGAUGCUGAUGAUACUGAUAUUUAA
Maudiozyma saulgeensis is the source of this 2148-nucleotide messenger RNA. Lineage: Eukaryota; Fungi; Ascomycota; Saccharomycetes; Saccharomycetales; Saccharomycetaceae. The record is from the annotation of a GenBank genome assembly.